CCAGGGCCGUCCUCCGAGCCGCUGGGAUAUAACUUGGGAGAAGUUCUUUGUAUUCGGGACAGUCAGACAGCUUGGCCCACAAGCUGAACAUGGACUGGGGCACAGAGCUUUGGGACCAAUAUGACAUCAUUGAGAAGCACACACAGUCUGGCCUGGAGCUGGUGGAGAAGUAUGUGAAAUUUGUCAAGGAGAGGACAGAGAUUGAGCAAAACUAUGCCAAACAACUGAGGAACCUUUCAAAGAAAUAUAACCUAAAACGAAGCAGCAAAGAUGAACCAGAGUGCAGAUUGUCCAGCUACCAGUCCUUUUUGGACAUCCUGAAUGAGAUGAACGACUAUGCCGGGCAGAGAGAGCUUAUUGCUGAGAACAUGAUGAUGAACAUUUGCAUUGAUCUCACCAAGUACCUGCAAGAACUCAAACAGGAACGAAAGACGUAUCUGAUGGACGCCAAGAAGGCCCAGCAGAGUUUGGAGAGCACCUACAAGCAGCUUGACAGUAGUAAAAAGCGCUUUGAGAGGGAGUGGAGAGAAGCAGAGCGUGCAGCACAGUAUGCAGAGAAGACUGAUCAAGACAUCAAUGCAACAAAAGCAGAUGUUGAAAAAGCCAAACAGCAGGCUCAUAUGAGAGCACAUGUAGCGGAGGAGUGUAAGAAUGACUACGCUGCUCAGCUUCAGAAGUACAACAAGGAGCAGAACCAGUUCUAUUUUAAUGAUAUGCCACUCAUUUUCAACAAAUUGCAGGAUCUGGAUGAGAGACGAGUACAGAAGCUGGCGCAAGGUUACAUCUUGUUCUCAGACACAGAGAAGCAUGUGAUGCCUAUCAUUGGCAAGUGCCUGGAAGGCAUUACUAAAGCCGGCACUAAUGUUAAUGAGAGGAAUGACUCCAUGGUCGUAAUAGAGCAGAACAAGUCGGGCUUUGAGCGUCCUGGAGAUGUGGAGUUUGAGGACUACAGUCAGGGCAUCAACCGAGCCUCAUCUGACAGUAGCCUGGGUACACCUAAAGGCCCCAUGGACCUUCUGGGAAAGAACAGGAGCAAAAACUUUUGGCUUUUCAGCAAAAGGAGUAAGCUCUCUCCCUCCACGGUCCCACCUUUCUCCACACCCCCUGCCCCCUCGCCUGCUAACGGACCCCCUUCCCCCAAGUUUGGCCGGGACCCCCUGUCGUACUGUUUGAAGGAGAUCAAUAAGACAGUCAAACCCAGAAUCUCUUCCUUCCGGACACUCAGGAGAUCGAAGUUUACUCCAGAGAGAAUCACGGCUACAGUGACAGAGGACUUCGCGCAUCUUCCUCCAGAGCAACGCAGGAAGAGGUUACAACAAAAACUAGAGGAAAUUUGCAAGGAAUUGCAAAAGGAAAUAGAUCAGAGUGAGGCCCUGGGGAAGAUGAAAGAUGUUUAUGAGAAAAAUCCUCAAAUGGGAGACCCUGCUAGUCUGGCAUCCCAAAUCAGCCAGACAUCCCAGAAUAUAGAGCGGCUCAGAGGAGAACUCAACAAGUAUGAGACUUGGCUGGCUGAAGCAGGAGGUCGAGGGGACACAUUGCGCUACAAAACUCACACAUUCAACAAUAACGGAGCUCAUGAUGUACAAAGCCCUGAUGGAGCUCAGUCCGAUGAAAGCACUCCCGAUCCAUCCCAAGCCAUCUAUGCAGAGUUUGAUGAUGACUUUGAAGAUGACGAACUAACUGCUCCUAUUGGGAAAUGCACAGCCAUGUACAACUUCCCUGGUGCAAGUGAAGGGACCAUCUCUAUGCAGGAGGGGGAGGUGCUGGCUGUGGUAGAGGAGGACAAGGGGGAUGGCUGGACCCGUGUCCGCAGGAACAAUGGGGAUGAGGGCUACAUACCUACAUCUUAUGUCACAAUCACCCUAAACAAAUGACAGACACACACACACACGCAAGGAACAACAGAAGAAGAGAUGAACACUUCACAAAACUGAAUGCAGUUCUCCCCAUGGGACCAGUCGUAAAGAAGCCACAGCACUCUUGGUGAGACCACUGGUGUAUCCAGAAAGAGAUCCAAUGAGGUGCUUUGAUUUCUUGAGAGAGUUGCCCCAUAUGAGCAGAGGAAUGGUGCUGACAGUAUGUUCCGCAUGGCUCACAUUACAUUAUUGUACUCCAAGUUACCCAAGACACCUAAACCACAAGGUUAUUCUAGUUUUGAUUGCAUGUCACAAUAAUUUUUUGGUUUUGGUUAAUAAGUGUUGCAUGGAUCUUAGGCACCAUCGCGGUACAAAUGCUUUCCUCGUUCCACAGCCUAAUAAGGUAUCAGCUUCCUGAAUCUGAGAGGUAAUCUUAAGUAAAGGAGGAGGAAGAUGAGUGCUGCUGCCAUCUUUACACUGAGUGUUAAUACCAGUAAUACUUAGGAGGAAGUUACCUCACCUGUUUACCAAUUUCAGAUUAAAUUUAAAAAAAAAAAAAAAAAAAAAAAAAAAAAAAAGAUGCUCUGACCCAUGACAGUCCACUCCACUGCUGAACAUAGGAUAUAAUCUGUUGCAGUUUUAUUUGUCUCCAGCGUGCCACUUUCUAGCUUUAUUAGCACUUGCGAAGAUGUAUGGCACCGUCACUUUGCUCAUGAUUGGACUUGAGAUCUUGAGUAAUCCCCAGGUGAUGAGUGAGGUUUUGCGGAGAAUGCUUCACUUUUGGUUUUCAGCCGUUUGUGAGACCAAAGGUGUGGACAGCUCUCCUGUCAUGGUUUAAUCACGUGCACACAACAGUACAAACACUUUUAACAUUCAGACAAUCACAGCCAUAUCAUCAUUUAAGUUCAGUCUAUAGCAGUAACAGGAUAUACAGUAGCUGUUGUUUUGUAAUAGUUACAACCUGAAAAUUGUACUAAAAAUAAUUUAUUACAAAUGUGUAUGUUCUAUAAAUAAUAUUUUCAAGUUUGACAGAAGUUGUACUUUGUAUUAAGGAUGUUCUCACGUUGUUCAUUUCCCCUUGCACACAUAGUGGACAGUUUGUAGCCACAAAAGGGAGUAAAUAAGUCACACAUAAAAUGUGCUACAUUAAGACUAUUGUAUUUAUGUAAUAAAUAAUAUAUAUUUUAGCUAUCACAACACCACUAUUGUCUUAUUAGCUUUUUCACCAUUCAAAUAAAGAUAGACACAUUGUGAGCGAAAACUAAAAGUCUCUUACUAUGUUGCUAAUGUUUUGUUGGAUUAACUUCAAACCUUUCAAGUUGAUCCUUGUCCUGUUUUUAUGUUGUUAUUGAGCCAGCAAGAAGCAGUAACUGCUCAUGUGUCUUUGGUGCCUUUCUGGUUAAAAGCAUUGUGUAUAUACCAUUUUUGCAUUUAAGAUAUCUUUUUUUUUUUUUUUUUUUUCAAGACUUAAUAAAUGC
Xiphias gladius (swordfish) is the source of this 3334-nucleotide messenger RNA. It is a transcript of the gene trip10a, whose product is annotated as thyroid hormone receptor interactor 10a. Gene Ontology annotation, biological process: signal transduction. Gene Ontology annotation, molecular function: protein binding. The coding region runs from base 90 to 1874 and encodes 594 amino acids. The record is from RefSeq and is a predicted model, not a curated record. The transcript has 16 exons. NCBI's taxonomy places the organism in Eukaryota, Metazoa, Chordata, Actinopteri, Istiophoriformes, Xiphiidae.